CUGAAAAUAAUUUUGCACUCUGUUUAGCCUUUAUUAACAGCGCAAAAGACGAGAAGAAGAGAUGGGCGAAUUGGCAAUGAAAUGAUAUGAAUAAGAGAUUUUUCUUAGAUACCGGACAAAAUGGAGAGAUUAAAUUUCAAUGUGUUUCUUCUCAUUUUGGAAGAAAAGAAAGCAAAGAGGCAGAUGAACUAGCAAGAUUGGCAAAAAAAAGAGAACAAAAACAACUAUAACUCUAAAACACGAAUUACUAAAAUAGUCGCCACUUUAACACAUUAAAUCAACACAAACUGCUGCAGAUAUAUAUAUAUACUGUCCCUUUAUCAGCAACUGUGUGUGUGACUCCGAGACACAUGCUUCAUCAUAGUGAAGGGUCGUUAUUCCGCAAUUUAAAACCAAGCAAAUGCAUUGUGGGAUUUACUGCUAUUACUCCCGACCACUGACAGCUGCUGACGGUGUGAACGGGAAAAAUGAGGUUGUUACACAGCGAAAACAAGACAAUUUAAAGUUGUUUGAAGUCUACUGGCUGCAACAUGGACCCAUUUAUAGUCAACCUCACGAUAUCUCCUCGACUCACACCAGGGGUCGCACGAAGUUUAGCUAACGGUUUACGGAAAAGAACAACAGAGAGCGAGGCAAAGAACGUCGGAACCACAUGGACCCAACCACGAACUUGUUUUACUGGACUGCUGGCUGACGAUUUUUACCAGUUAAGUGCUGAAACGAGGCCUUAGUAGACAAAGCUUCCGUUUUAUUCACAUUCUUUGAUUAGGCUCGCCGAGACUAACAGCGGAUCACUUCGCAUGAGGCUAAGCGUUGGUCUUGGCGAUCCUCCUAUACAUGUCCAUGGCCCAACUAAAGGCGACCCUAUGCUCCUCGAGGAGUAACAAGGAAUAAACUAACGGUUUACAAUAAACCGGAGACAUUUGUAUGUACUUAAACUAAAUAAAGGUGGAUGCUUAUUCUUGGUUUCUACAUUUUACUCCCGGGGCAACAUUUCACCUCGCUUCAUAGCUACAGCUCCCUGAGUGUAACUAUUAAAGUUAUUUAAGGUGACCCUGGCUUGUUUACCGGCGGAUUUAUAAAUUUACAGUCCUUCCACGAUGAUUGCUGUCAUAAAUCAUAAAGAAUUUUAACCGGAAAAUACGCUCUAGUUAUGUCAUUCAAGGACGGUUGAUUCUGUAGUAAAAUUGUUUACACCACCAUUAUAUUGUAGUUUUCAGAAAUAAAUUACGGUUCUGUACCGACUACAAUCUCGCCGGGGAAAUUAGAAAUAAAUAUUUAAAUACAAACAUUUGACUUCAGACAAACAGUACGGUAUUUCGAAAACUGAAACUAAUCGCUGUGGAAAAUGGUAACUGAUGAUGACAGUAAUGACGGUAAUGGAGGCCGAGUGGUAUUUAUACUGUGGGAGAUCGCAUCUGGCCUGUAGCUACAACAUCGGAGGAUACACGGACAAGUCUGUGUUGAGCCCACUGAUUGUUGAAACCAGAAAACCGACCCACCGACAAAAUUUUUGCCCGGGAGCUUCUUGAGAGAGGAAAUGGUGAAAAUAACAGUUUUCGUCUUGGAGGCAGCUCUACUUCUCCACUUGAGUACCACGACUUUAACUCUAAACUACACACGCGUAGUUCACACAACCUUGGGUCCCAUCCGGGGCCUGGUGAAUGUCGUUGGUGACAAGACGGUGAACGUGUUUUGGGGAAUCCCCUUCGCCAAGCCCCCGACCGGUCCUCGGCGCUUCAAACACCCCGAGCCUCCUGAACCAUGGAGCGAGGUGAAAGACACUGUAACCAAGCCCAACUCCUGCUUUCAGUCCAUCGACACCAGCUUCGGCCAAUUUCAAGGAGUACAGGCGUGGAUUCCCAAGACACCCUUGAGCGAAGACUGUCUGUACCUAAACGUGUGGGUACCCCAAGGGUUUUCGACUCCACCACGGGCUACCAUGGUUUGGAUCUACGGUGGCAGUUUUUCGUCAGGAGCCUCCACCCUAGACAUCUACGACGGUUCGAAACUGGCGGCGACGGAAAACGUCAUCGUUGUGUCGUUGAAUUAUCGCGUCGGUUCUCUAGGCUUCCUUUACACAGGUAAUGAUGACGCGCCAGGUAACCAAGGCCUCAUGGACCAGACCAUGGCACUGAAAUGGGUCCACGACAAUGUUGGCUUCUUCGGAGGGUCAAAGGACACGAUUACUAUUUUUGGAGAAAGCGCCGGGGCUGGAAGCGUUGGGUUACAUCUCCUGUCACCAUUAUCAAACGGAUUUUUCUCCCGAGCAAUCAUGGAGAGUGGAGGUCCCUUGAACAUCUGGGCUGUGCAGCCGAGAACCCUUGCCAUUGAGCGAGGGAAAAAGCUGGCAAGCUUACUUGGAUGUCCAUCGAAAUUCUCGAGAUUAAUGCUUCAUUGCCUGCAACUGGCGAAUGUCCAGACUAUAACCGACACCAUGGAGUACCUAUCAGACGAUCUAGUAGUGCUUGGUCCAGUUGUCGACAGCUACUUUCUUCCCAGAGAACCUAAAGAUCUUAUCGCCAGUGGAGAGAUUAAAGACACGGAAGUGAUUAUUGGCGUAAACAAAGAUGAAGGCAUAUAUUUUCUUCUCUACAUAUUCCCGGAAGGCUUUCCUCUCUCAAACGAAGGAGUCCUGUCAUUCUCUGACUUCAAAGAAGUUGUCAAGGCUUUAAAUUUCCGUGGCGACAACAAGACCGACAGCGCCAUCAUAUCCGAAUACUACGACAAUGUUCUUCCUUCCCAGAGGGAAUCUCUCAGAGACAUCGUUGACGACAUCAGCGGAGACGAUUUCUUCAAGUGCGACAUAGUGGACUUCGCCAACGAAUACGCAAAGAACCAUGAUGUUUAUCUGUAUUCCUUUGAGCACCAGCUGUCGAACUUGGCAUGGCCAAAAUGGACCGGAGUCAUGCAUGGAUACGAAAUAGAAGCUGUCUUUGGAUUACCGCAAGAGUACAACUACACGAUUGAAGACGAAUCGGUUUCAUCUCGAAUGAUGUCCUACUGGACUCGCUUUGCACAGAGAGGCAACCCCAAUCAUGACACGAUCACAUGGCCCAAGUUGACAUCAGAAGGACUGGAAUAUUUGAGAUCGCCGGAGAGGGCGAUUCGGUCAGAAGUGGGCUUCGUCAUCAACAGUGCAGCUUCCGGCGGCGCGUUCUUCCGCUUCUGCGCUGUUGAUUGAUGGAAGAGAUGGCAACCUUCCUUCGCAAACAGGACAUGAGGCCAGGAGCAACUUUGACAAAUAACAACUGUUCUUCAUGCAGCUUGUAGUGACUGAAUGCUGCAGCAAUGAGUGGAUCGUAUGGUCGAUUUGGCAGAAGACCGCGACUGUAGACUCUUACCAUCCGGACACCUAGACUAUUCGAUAAGUAACUACGACAUUUAUCUUUGAGGGCAGGGAGUGUCUUAGCUGUCUUAGUCUGAACUACUUGCGAAGAAGGAAUCAAACACUGAAGUAUUCAAUGUGCGUUUAAUCCGCUGAUGUGUCAUCUGGGGUCAGGGAUUUACUAAACAGCUUUCUCUGAGAUUAACACACCUUUCUUUAACUAAUUAGUUAAUAAGUAUUUUAAGAUAGCUGCAACGUGAUUUGCUGAUUGUUAGGAGAAGGAUGUUCUCGAACUAUCUUUCACAUUAUUUACCUCAAAAUGUCCAAGAACAGGCAAUGAGCGGUUACUUCGGCAGUGUACAUGGUAUAGCUAUAUAUAGCUUCUUGCAUUAUUAUUACAAAGGCAUUGUCAUCAAUUUUUUAAACUAAAUAAAUUCUUGUUUAUUUAAUAAUAUUCAAAUGUGCCCAGAAAAGUCUUCUUAGCUUUCUUCCUUUGGGUCUCAGCUGACGUUUGGUAGUUAAAAUAAAGUUCUGGUUGCGAAGAUACAAUAAAAGGCGACGACUGUCCAGGUGAUGAUGCCAAAGAAGAUGGCAAAGCCAAAGAGAAUCCAGACGAUGACGAGUGAGUGGCGCGCGUGCUCGAGUUUGUUGUUGAGGACGUCGAUGCGAGCCUGCAACAUGGACAGCGAGAUACACAUGGACUUUACAUUCAUGUGUUUGUUGUUUGGGCUGCUCACCUUCUUUUGUACUGUGCAUUAUGUAUUAGAAAUACAGAAAAAGAGGGAGAAAAAAAACGAGAGAGAUCUCAGUAGUACAUUCUUAUUAAAGAAACUUUGACCCCUCCAAUUCCUAAAUUAAUAAUAAAUAGCAAGGUAGUACAAAAGA
Molecule: messenger RNA, 4213 nt
Organism: Pomacea canaliculata
Lineage: Eukaryota; Metazoa; Mollusca; Gastropoda; Architaenioglossa; Ampullariidae
Product: acetylcholinesterase-like
Exons: 3
Coding region: 1541-3184 (547 amino acids)
Biological process (GO): choline metabolic process; acetylcholine catabolic process
Cellular component (GO): plasma membrane
Molecular function (GO): acetylcholinesterase activity
Source: RefSeq, a predicted model, not a curated record